This is a messenger RNA of Adineta ricciae, 1389 nucleotides long. The record is from the annotation of a GenBank genome assembly. Lineage: Eukaryota; Metazoa; Rotifera; Eurotatoria; Adinetida; Adinetidae.
AUGGAUAAUACUGGUGCAACAUUACCUUCUCAAACAAGUCCAAAUCUCGGCAAUCCACUCAAUCCUCUUCCUAUUCCACCUUUAGCAUCCGAAGCACCUUCAACAACUACAAUCGAAUCGAUUGUUUCCACUCCGUUGGAGCCUGUAUUAUCAGCAACGGAACCGGCUCAUGAUGUUGCUCUCGCAUCAGCAACAGCAACAACACCAUCGAAAAACACUGAACAACUAUCUAAAACAGCUCUUCAAGCACCUGAUCAUCACAAACUCGAUAUCGAUGAUAGCGAUGAUCAUCUUGACAAAUCGAAAUCAUGCUGUUCAAUGUUAAACAAAUUACUUCUUGCCUUAGCUAUUGUUUGCUUUGCACUCCUUCUUUGUAGUCUUGCAUACAAUGUUCUCGUCAAUGUUAAAGGAUUAAACGGAAAAUACGAUGGUCAUGGUUGGUCAAGAAUCUACUAUUCUCCUAUAUUUGGCGGCGAAUUUCCACCUUCGGAACAAUCCAUCUCUCAAGAAUAUUUCAAUAUAAGUCACCCAACAAAUGGCGGUAUCAUCGUCGUACUAGCUCGUCGAGGCGCGGCUGUUCACGAUGUCUUAAUUCCUUACCAAGAUAAAAAUGGCACAAAAAAUUAUCGUUCAGUCGUUGUCAAAGGUGGCGAAGAGAAUAAUUUUGGUUCGGUUCGUUUUGGUUUUGAUGAUCCGAAGAAUUCCUUGGAUAUGACUUAUCAGUUACCACGAGAUUAUCCAUUGCUCAAUGCAUAUAAAGAAAACUGGCAAAUGUUCGCUGAUGAAACAAAACCAUAUCGUGUGCGUUUCACACGUGAUUUAAUUCAUAUCGUUUAUGAAUUCUCUUCGAAUGAUUCGAAUCAAUUCUUCAUGACAACGAUGGUCGCACCAGCCUCAAACGAAAAACUGACCGUUGAUCCAACAAAUAAUAUCUAUUUCAAUCUACGUAGUCAUGGCGAUUUAAGCACACACAAUUUGAAUUUGAGUUCAUCCGAUCCAAUUGAGAUUUCCAAUGGACAAAAAAUGGAACCAGAUCGAUUAAUUCAAGCUCAACCUGUCAAUCGAUUAACCAAUGCAAAUAACUAUUUCUACAAACUUGAUCGUGCCGGAAUUGGAAAGAAUUACAUCGCAACUUUAACUGAAAGUGAAACCAAAACAACAAUGCAUGUCUUCUCCGAUCAUGCUGGCGUUCGCAUUGAUCCCCUUGGUGUUGGAGUAUCGAAUCAAGGUCUUAAUCCCGCUACAGCAACACCUGACAUGCGCGGUGUUCGAAUCAGUCCUAGACAAUCGCCUAUUUACCAAUCAUCGUCAAUCUAUGGUCCAAUCUCAGUCGUUUCACCAUCGCAAGCUAUUCAUACAACAUGGUGGCAAUUCGAAUAUGAAAACUAA